AUGGAACAAGGGAACCUCACGUGGGUAUCAGAAUUUGUCUUCCUGGGACUCUCACAGACUCGAGAGCUCCAGCUUUUCCUGUUUCUGGUGUUCCUGUUUGUCUACACCACCACUGUCAUGGGAAACCUCCUCAUCAUGGUCACGGUGACCUCAGACACACGGCUCCACACACCCAUGUACUUUCUGCUCCGAAAUCUGGCUGUCUUAGACCUCUGUUUCUCCUCUGUCACUGCCCCAAAGAUGCUGGUGGACUUCCUCUCUGAGAAGAAGACCAUCUCCUACCAGGGUUGCAUGGCCCAGAUCUUCUUCUUCCACUUUCUGGGAGGCGCCAUGGUCUUCUUCCUCUCAGUCAUGGCCUAUGACCGCCUUGUUGCCAUCUCCCGACCCCUCCACUAUGUGACCAUCAUGAACACACAGCUCUGUGUGGGACUUGUGGUGGCUAGCUGGAUAGGAGGAUUCGUCCAUUCCAUUGCCCAACUGGCUCUGAUGCUCCCGUUGCCUUUCUGUGGCCCCAACGUCCUAGAUAACUUCUACUGUGAUGUCCCACAAGUGCUGAGACUUGCCUGCACUGACACCACCCUCCUGGAGUUCCUCAUGAUCUCCAACAGUGGGCUGCUGGAUGUCAUCUGGUUCUUUCUCCUCCUGACCUCCUACUCAGUCAUCCUGGUGAUGCUGAGGUCCCACUCUGGGCAGGCGAGGAGGAAGGCAGCUUCCACUUGCACCACCCACAUCGUCGUGGUGUCUAUGGUUUUCAUUCCAAGCAUUUACCUCUAUGCCCGGCCCUUCACCCCCUUCUCCAUGGACAAGGCUGUGUCCAUCAGCCACACGGUCAUGACCCCCAUGCUCAACCCCAUGAUCUACACCCUGAGGAACCAGGAGGUGCAGGCAGCAGUGAAGAGACUAGGGAGGCGCCGGCUGGUUUGUAAAAGGGAGUGACAAUGAGUGGGUCACUUCUCUCUGGCUUUGUUUUCCAUUUGUAAAAUGGAGGGAAAGCUACUGUGUCUGCUGGCUGUCUUCAUAGCUUGUGCAUAUGUUGUGGAGGUCAUCAUAGAAGUGAGUGAGUUUUGAAACUAAGCAACUGACUCAGAUUUUUGGGAAAAAGGGAAAAGUCCCCUUUGGUGGCUAAGGUUUGUGCCAGGUUUCUAAAACCCCUGCUCGUUGAGAAGUGUUCUCAUGACUCUGGAAAGCUACACCCUUCUUUCCCCCUUCUUGGGGGGUCGCUUCCUCUUGUGAUGAGGGCAUUUCCCCCAGCGAAGGCACUUCUAGUUUAUGUGUUUUGACUUCUCUUCCCAGCACCCCUUUUGACCUGUGUCCAGAGUGUUAGAGAAAGCACAGACCUUGAAGACAUAGCCUUAGCUUGGGAGCCCUGGACCCAUAUGUUACCAGACUGCUGACCUUGGAUGAGCUACCUGGCCUCUCUUGAACUCAUGGAUUCCUCCUCACCAAACUGGCAUAAAGUAAUAUCUGUCCCAAUAAUCUCACAGAUUUGUUAUAAGAUCCAAAACGUGUAUAAGAAUAUU
This is a messenger RNA of Lynx canadensis (Canada lynx), 1520 nucleotides long. RefSeq names its product olfactory receptor 4D2. Gene Ontology annotation, biological process: G protein-coupled receptor signaling pathway. Gene Ontology annotation, cellular component: membrane. Bases 1 to 936 code for a protein of 311 amino acids. Gene Ontology annotation, molecular function: olfactory receptor activity; G protein-coupled receptor activity. The transcript has a single exon. The record is from RefSeq and is a predicted model, not a curated record. NCBI's taxonomy places the organism in Eukaryota, Metazoa, Chordata, Mammalia, Carnivora, Felidae.